CCAUGGCCAUAGCCGUGCCCCGUCCGCAGUUGGAAUAGACCCACAAUAGGCCUAGCCCUAGCCACUCAGAUGGUUUUUUUCAGCGGAGAAGAUGGCGGACGAAGUCACUAAAGCUCAAACAGCCCAGCCGAGUGGCGAUACCAUUUUCGGCAAGAUUGUAAGGGGAGAAAUCAACAGUGACAUAAUAUACGAAGAUGAGCAGUGUAUAGCUAUUAGAGACAUUGCACCGGUCGCACGUGCUCAUUUUCUGGUGAUACCCCGGAAGCCAAUCACUCAGCUGUCCAAGGCAGAGAAAGCAGACACAGAGCUCCUAGGAUGCCUACUUCUGGCUGCCAAUAAUGUAGCCAAACAACAAGGUCUGACCGAAGGCUUCCGCGUGGUCAUCAACGAUGGUGUACACGGCGCACAGAGUGUGUACCAUUUGCACCUGCACGUCAUUGGCGGCCAACAGCUGGGCUGGCCUCCUUGCUAAGCGUAGUCCGAUAUUCCGGUUCAACUCGAGGGGGCCUUCUGCCAAAGAGGUGCCACGCACGUAAUACUUCUAAGCAAAUUUGUCACUGUCUUCUUGAACUCACCCACGAGUGCUGUUUGGGUAUACUUUGUGAAAACUGUACACUUGUAUAUUGUGGCUGCACUAACAGACAUCAAGGUAGACUGGUAUGCAGCACUUAGAGUGUAAGUUAGAGAGGUAGUCAUCACAAAGUGAUGCCCAAGCAUUUUGUGGAUAUGUUUGACCCAGCACAUCGAAAUCAGGAAUAAGUCUCAAAUUGACCUUUUGAAAUAUGUACAUGCAAUAUUGAAAUAUGUAGCCUGCAAGUGACUUAUCAUGUUUCAUCAGAUCCUAACUUGAGAACCAAAGAAGCAAUACAGUUGUAAAAUGUACCAUGUGAAAGCUUAUGAAAUUCUCUUUCUGACCAUGUACACAUCUCAAAAAAUCCAUUUGAGACUUAUUCCAUAUUUUGAUGUGCGGUGUCACAUAUGUAAUUCAGAAAACAAUGCUAUAAAAGGUCCAACACCAAUUCCCUCUAUCCGUAUUCUUACAGAAGAGGGUUAAAUUCAACAAAAACCUUGCAUGAAAUAGGAAACUAAGAAAAGUUUUAGUUCGUAAAAACAAAAUUGUCCCGAGCAUGCACGCAGGUACCUCAGUGUGUGUCAGUUCUUGAAAAUGAAAGUCACGAGGUGCGUAUUGAAGUACUACUCUGUCAGUGAUAUUUUUAUUAGGGAUACUGUUGGUAUAAGAAGUGUUAACUGCUGAGAUUUGUCUCGUCUUUCAUUUGUAGCUGAGAUCAACUAGACAGAUACUAUAGAGUACUGAAGUGAAUACGUCACGCGCACAAUUAGUGUGUAAAAGGCAUAAUAAGCGCAUGAACCAGCGCAUGA
Messenger RNA from Acanthaster planci (crown-of-thorns starfish), 1380 nucleotides. RefSeq names its product histidine triad nucleotide binding protein 1 (gene hint1). Gene Ontology annotation, molecular function: catalytic activity. NCBI's taxonomy places the organism in Eukaryota, Metazoa, Echinodermata, Asteroidea, Valvatida, Acanthasteridae. The record is from RefSeq and is a predicted model, not a curated record.